GCACGCACGGCGAGCGGGCGAAGGCGCCGUCGGGCCGCUGAUAUAUUACGCCAACUACGCCCCGCUCGCUCGCUCUGUGACUAGAGGCUCGCGGGAAGAGGGCGCGGCCGACGCCGGUUCUCUCGGGUCGCCGUCAUGACAGGGCGCAAGUUUCCCAAGGAGAAGAAGCGGCACCGCUCCCGCCUGGGCUGCCUGGACGAAGAAGGCGGAGGCAGCGAGAGGAAACGCCGGAGCAUCGAGCCGCUUCAAGGCCUGGCCGAGGAAACAAAAUGUACUACACAAAUUCCAGAAAGUGAGGAUGUGGAAGAAGAAUCCAGUGACCUAGAAGAAGGUGGAUUGGAUCUCAGCGUGCAAUUGAAGCCAGUUAGUUUCUACAUCACAGAUAAAAAGGAAAUGCUACACCAGUGCUUUUGUAUCAUAGGAGAGAAGAAAGUGCAGAAAAUGCUGCCUGAUGUCUUAAAGGGCUGUUCAAUAGAAGAAAUCAAAAGGCUUUGUCUUGAACAGUUGGAGCUCCUGUCUGAGAAGAAGUUACUGAGAAUUCUUGAAGGUGAGAAUGAAAAUGACUCCGACAGUGAUGAAGAGGCUAGUGGUGGGGAAGAGAAGACAGCAGUUGAAUCUAUCAGCCAGCAAGACAAUAGUAUAGAUUCUACUUCUUCUUUGAAGGAAGACCACAAACUGGAAGCUUUGGACUCAAAGCAAGGCAAAGGAGAAGACAGUGAUGUUCUCAGCAUCAACGCAGAUGCGUACGACAGUGACAUUGAAGGCCCAUGCAAUGAGGAAGAUAAUUCAGAUGGGCUGGAAAGGACUGUCAGAAGUGGAGAUGGUCCAAUAGACGACCUCCAGAAGGACAUUGAGAAAAGCGUGAACGAGAUCCUGGGGCUUGCAGAAUCCUCCCCAAAGGAGCCAAAGGCAGCAACUGUGGCGGUUCCUCCAACAGAUGAUGUCCAGCCAUCAGCACAGCAGCUGGAACUCCUGGAGCUUGAGAUGCGAGCCAGGGCUAUUAAGGCUCUCAUGAAAGCCGGAGAUGUAAAAAAAUAGCCCCAGGGCUGUUUCAUUUGCAAGAUGUCUGCAUUUGUUCUGAUGGGUGUGAUGUCUGCUCCCUUCAGUGCUAAAAUAUAUUUGAACCGGUUUUGACAUUCCUCAUUCAAGCCCUUUGUGUAUCCUGACCCAUGGCUGAAGAAGUUGGCAGCAGUUUGUCACUGCCAUCAGAACUGUGUGACUCUUGCACAAGUGGAGAGGCUUGACGCUGUUCGACUCAACUGGCCAUUUUUUCUCUUUGUGUCGGAUUUCCCCCCUUCUCUCCCACCGCCCUCAACACGAAUUGGGAAAUGGUUGUAGAUCAUAUGCAUCUCUUGCUAAAUCCCGGUGCUAUGCAGAAUAAUUGGGGAACAAUGUAAGGCCUUCUCAGGGCUUACUUCAGCAUUCUGGGGAGGUUCCGUUGGGGAGAAAGAAACAGACCACCGCUCCUUAGAGAUGGAGGCCUAUCGGGCAUGUAUAUUGAGAAAUCCCUUGCACCAGCAGUUGAGACCCAGAUUGCUUGUUUUCGUUGGGUUCAGUUUAUGAGCAAAAUAUUGUAUGCUCUACGCCAAGGGAGCCAAGAUGGUAGUGCAGUCUGUGGAGCCCUUAAUGGGUCUUGGCAGCUUCUGGUGCCAGCCCAUGAGCAUUCCUAAUCUGUGUAGUUUGAACCAUAAUACAGUUACUGUCUCCCUUAAUUUUUAGUGAGUUUAAGUAAUGAUGUGGGUGCAUCCUAAAACACACUCUUUAAAACGAAUUUCUGGUGCUUGACUGUAGUUAUGUGCGUAGCAUCCAGCUUUCCAGGACAUGUUACAAAUUCAUUUUUAAUCCCUUAAGUGCAUUUUUAAUGUUAAGUUAUAGACUUAAUAUGGUUAAAUGUGAUUUGUAAACUCUGCCUAGGAAGACCCUUUCCUAGGACUAGAUAGGACGUUUUGACAAUGCAAAAGUAGAUAUUUAUAUGCAGCUGGGGUAGUUGUUACACAUGUCUAUCUUGUACGUUAUGAAGCAGAGCAACUAAUACUUAAAAUGUCAGUAUCCUGAGGUUUUGUUUUGAAGUAUGUCUGCACUGAUUGCAGGGG
Podarcis raffonei (Aeolian wall lizard) is the source of this 2093-nucleotide messenger RNA. RefSeq names its product caspase activity and apoptosis inhibitor 1 (gene CAAP1). The transcript is spliced from 6 exons. The record is from RefSeq and is a predicted model, not a curated record. Bases 136 to 1038 code for a protein of 300 amino acids. NCBI's taxonomy places the organism in Eukaryota, Metazoa, Chordata, Lepidosauria, Squamata, Lacertidae.